GCCGCUGGCUUAAGAGGAACAGACCGGACUAGAUAAUCCUGUGCAAGGUGGUGCAAGAUUGAGAGAGAUAGAGAGAAAGAGCGAGGGAGGUUAAUAGCGGUGUGUGAGAAUUUUCCUGUUUGUGGAAAACAUCGUACAUUAAAAAUGAGCAAAAAGAUGAAUCUGCUGAUGAAUGUCAGCUUCAGGAAAUGGUGCUAUAAUAUAAGCGGAUUUAAUAAAUAUGGUUUAAUGAGAGAUGACGUUCUUAAUGAGACCCUUGAUGCGGAUAUACGGGAAGCAUUGAGGCGUCUUCCCAAAUGUUUAGUAGAUGAACGUAACUUUCGUAUAAUCAGGGCCAUGCAAUUGGAUGCCCAAAAAAAGAUUUUGCCCGAGGAGCAAUGGACGAAAUACGAAGAAGAUGUAAUGUACCUUCAGCCAUACAUUAAGCAGGUGAAAAAAGAGCGCAAAGAGAGAGAAUUAUGGGAUGAAUCAUAGAAUAUAGUUUAGCCUAAUGAUCAACAUAGGAUGUAACAAAUUCAUUUGUUCUCUACUGCAUAGUUAGUUCCAGUAUAAUGCAAAAAGCUGGUCUGUGUACACAUAUAUAUAGCAAGUAUGGAGAUAAAUGGUAAAUAAAUUAUGUUUUCUUCCUUUGAAAAACAA
Molecule: messenger RNA, 639 nt
Organism: Harpegnathos saltator (Jerdon's jumping ant)
Lineage: Eukaryota; Metazoa; Arthropoda; Insecta; Hymenoptera; Formicidae
Product: cytochrome b-c1 complex subunit 7
Exons: 4
Coding region: 145-474 (109 amino acids)
Biological process (GO): mitochondrial electron transport, ubiquinol to cytochrome c
Cellular component (GO): respiratory chain complex III
Source: RefSeq, a predicted model, not a curated record